UUCAUUCUUGGCUUCGAGAGCUACGUACGAUGGUGUAGUAUUCACACAUUCGCAGUGAAAGUUUAGCCAGCCCAGAAAGGCCCACAAGGAAGAAAAAUACUGUCUGCAAAAUUCCGGAGAUAUGCAACCAGAUUCCGGAUACGAAUAGAACUAGACCUUCCCGCGAAAAACUGGCUACAGGAUUAGAAUACGCUUUCAGCCCGGUUAGGAUAAUAGAUUCUGCAUAAUGGCCUCUACGAAUCCAAGCGGAGACUCUACUAGGAUGAUUCCGAACAUCCCCUCGCCGACGGUCAGCGUUGUGUCACCGACGAUUAACUGCUCCAUGAUUGACAGUCGAAACGUGUACAAAAUUUCGCCGACAAAAACUAAUUUGGGCUCACAACAGCCCCAGCAGGAUAUUGUCAAGAUAAGGCUCACGAAGGACGACAGCGGCACAGGUUUUGGUUACACUAAGUCGAUUAUCAGCACCGCACAGUCUUCGCAAGAUAAAUCAGAAAGCAAAACAACGCCGCCAAAACUAAACUUCAAUUUAGCUCAACAGCCGACGUUACAGCUGAAAACGUCACAAAACAAGAUUGUGCUGGUGAAAAUGCUUCCGAAAAUUCCUCAGAAUGGCCCUCAAAUGUUAGCUUCAACAGCAACGCCGAGGAGCAGUGUGUCACCGACGACUUUAGCUCUUGCUAGAAGUGUUCAAGGGUUAAGGCCACUUCCACCGGUCGGGUCACCACCAAAACCGACAACCACAACGCAAACGCAAAUUGUUAUGACAAAAUCACCGGAGAAGAAAGAGACGACAGCCUGUCGUAUAAUAUCCAGGACUGAUAGUACCUCUACAUAUUCCUCUAGCUAUACGUCAACGUCAACUAUUCUUGGUUCGAACAGCUGCAGUUCAACGGAACUAGAGAAACCUUCCAAUCUUUUCACAAAUAAUUCUCUCACUGCAGAAAAAGCUGUGAUUGAACCAGCAGCAUCAAAGUGUGAUAAUGUGCAGGAUACACUUUCAUCAAUAGAUAAUGAAAAUAAUGACGAAGCGGAUAUUGCCACUGCUACUGUCAAUGUGAGAAUGUCUCGCGAAAUGAAGUGUCUGAAAGCGUCACAGGACAGUUCGAAAAUUCUGACUGAAUUCAUGCAGGAUUCUAGAGCGGAAAAGCUACGAAAACGUCGACGGUCGCGGUUUGAUGGUGAUGAUAGCCAGAGCUGUGGAAGUCUAACGCCAACCUCACAGAAACGGUAUUCGGUUUGUGGCAGAGACGACGAAGAUUUGGACGACGGCAGCCCAUCUGCGGCCCUUAAGCGCACAGGAAUGAGAUCCGCCAAUGCCGAAUUUUCUAUGAAGCAGCGUAAAUUCCUUAGCAGCAUUCACCAGAAUAGCGAUGGAUCUGAUAACUCCGACCAUGAAACUGACUCAGCUGGUGCAGGAAAGAGUGAGAACCUCCUGAUACCAGUUGCUCCCAAGUCUGGAUGGGAUAAAUUCUGCUGGCGCUGCAAAACCUGUGAACCAGGAUUGGAAACGUGUGCCGGAUGUAUUCGAUGCUUUCAUCCUGUAUGUCUGAAGCUCAACCCGGCGUUUUUCAUCGUCGAGAAAAAGUGGAAUUGUCCCGAAUGCAUCAAGCUGCAAACCAGCGACGAAAGCUGUUCCGACGAGGGAGGAAAGCCGGUGAAAGAUAAGCUUAAAAUUGACAGCCUCACAGUGUCGCUGAAAUUUGCGAUGAAACGAAUGCAGCUGCUAAAGGGGAGCACGAUUUUCAAUACAAUGGACAGCGAACAAUUUCCUAACUACGACCUGUAUGUAACAAAACACGUUGAUCUGGUUAUGCUCCAGAAGAAUAUCGACGACCAGAAAUAUCAUUCAACUGAUGCGUUCCAAGCGGACGUAAGCUGGAUUUUGCAUAAUGCCUCGAUUUAUCCUAACAACGGCAAGCUGUUGCCGGUAGCGAAAGCUCUAAUGAAAAUCUGUAAGCAGGAGCUAAAUGAGAUAGAAGCUUGCAAUGAGUGUUAUUUUAAUGCAAACACGUGCAAAACAUGGUUCACUGAGGUGUGCACGAAGCCCCAUCUACUUGUUUGGGCAAAAUUGAAAGGAUUCCCAUUCUGGCCUGCCAAAUUAAUGUCUGUAAAUACUAAUCAACUUGUAGAUGUUCGAUUCUUUGGUGACCACGACCGUGCCUGGGUACCGAUAAAAGAAUGCUAUCUGUUUUGCGAAAAAGAUCCUAAUACAAAAUUACAGCGUCGUACUAACAUGGCAGAGUGCAUGCGCGAGGCGGAGCAAUAUAUUGCGAAGUUAAAGCGAAAGUUUGGACAGUUUAAAUAUGCAGAAUUUCGAACACCAGUCGAAGUUACUAAACUAGACGAACAUUUGGAAUCGAUGAUUCCAGGGGUACUCAAACGAAUAGCCGAAAGUGGCGAUUCACAGAAGGCUAAGCUGAUGUUAAGAAUCAUCAAAACCGCAGAUAACUUCCUUUCUGUAUCGCCAGUAGAUAUAGGCGGUCCGGCUAAAACAUCUACUCCGAAAGCUGCGAAUAAUGAUAGUAUCGUUUCGCCAGAGAAAACAAAAAAGGAGACGUUUGAAGGCACUAAAUCGUCUGAGGAUACUGGAAUUCCGGAUGUGCGCCAAUAUUCUGAUGUGCCACCAGAAAGCGUUAAAGAUGAAAUAAAUAUUUCUGGUAUUAAUCAAGAACAUGACCCGAAAGCUGCACGCCAGUAUAGCACACGAAAGCGGAAGAGCAGCAGUCCUAUCGUAGAGGAUUCAGCUGUCAAGGAAGUGAAUAUGGAAAUGUCUCAAGAAUCGAAGAAGCGACAUAGUCGCAAUACAAUCUGCAGUGUAAAGGAAGAAGGCGAACCCGUCACUAGCGAUCUAUCGAAAAUAGGCACACAGCGAAUUCACCUUAGCCGAAAGCGUAAAAGCGUCAGUCCUUUUCCAGAAACGGUUAAAGAACCGAAGCAGAGCAAAGUGGAAACUGUGGUCAUACAACGUGAAUCAGAUAGUUGGAAGACUGUACCGCCCACUAGAAAACGCAAGUCCAAGUCGAAAUCGUGUGAUGGCAAGGGUGACGCAAAAGAAUCUGAUUGCAGUGAAACAAGCGAUACGCAAAAUCUGGCCGUCGACAACGAAAUUAAAUUGUCGUCAAAAACUGAUAAACAAAAUGACCCUAUUGUUACUAAUGAAAAACAAAAUCCUACCAGUAGCCGACCUCCUACUGUUACUAACAUACCGCCUGCGGCAUCGAAAAGUAGUUCUAUUCCGCUGGUACCGUUGACGGCAAGCGAAAUUAAAACUGAACCUACAGAAGAAGAGCCACCACCUGAUUCGACUCCAUCUAACGUUGCAACGCCUGUUUUACCACCACCACCACCAGCUCCGGCUCCAUGCAGUGAGCCAAACGCCGCCAUAAAUAAUGUGACUGAAAACGCAGCGCCGCCAACUGUUGCUCAAGAAUUGCUUCCGAUCAAAGCUGAACCUUUAUCUGACGAAGAAGCAGAGCUGACGAUUGCAACAGGUCAUAGAGCAACAGCCAAUAUGUCAGAAAUUCACAACAAGAAUAUAACGAACCUUAACCACGUAGUGAUUCGUACUAAUAAUCGAAUCAUGGUUAAGGAUAUCAAUAAACUCACUAAUCAAGUUGGAAAUCAGACGAGUACUGCUACUAGCAGUAGCGGACAGACGCCAGUAAUUGUGACACCUGCAGAGAAACCAAAAACUCUCUCCAAAACAGUAACAAAAAAUACGACCCCAAAUACUAUACCGACACAGCAGCAACAGCAAAAGCCACGCAAAACAACAGCACAAUCUGUGAGUCAACCUGCUUUUGCCUCCGUGGUUCGUAACUCAAAUCAACCAAGUGUAAUGCCCGUGUCGGUAGCGAAUAGUUUUCCUGCAGGCAAAAACGGUAGCAAUAUGAUGCAUAUGGUACACAUUCCAAGCCCGCUGCUGACUCCUACCGAACAAGCGCCGACAGUAAACCCUGUUGCACUGAAUCGAGCAAACAUUGGCAAUGAUACGACAGUACCGGUAGCGAACGUAACGGCCAGAAGCUCAGUGCAACCGCAAGCCGCUGGACCAAGUAGCACGGCAUCACUUCAGCAAAACGUUUCACCGAUUGCAGGACCUUCUGUGAAUUCACCUCCGGAGGCUAACGCUGCUGAGGGCCAACAUAUGAUGUCCGGCUUCAUUACGCCAAGCUUGGCUGCUGCGGUUACGGAAACUAUUGUGUCUACCCCGCCAAAAAUGCAAUCACGGCCAAGUGGCGCUCUACGGUCGGAAGGCGAUUGCAUCUAUCCAUCUGGAGCUGGUCCCGUUUCGCAGAUCUUGAUUAAUAAUUCGUACAAGAUGGCCGACUUUUUCCGAUCCGUUAUCGAAGACACGCUGGCAGAUCUGUCGAAUAACAGCGGUGCCCUAGAGGCAAAGGUUAAAGUUUUGGAAUUGGAAAUAGAGAAGCUCAAACACUGCCACCAGCAGGAAAUUACUAAACUGAAGCACAACUCCGAUUUGGUGUUGUGUGAAAUGCGUAAAAACAUGGACCUAGAGAAAGCACGUCUCAUCAACGAAGUUCGCAAGCAAUGUGAAAUCGAGCGCAUCCGAUCGGUAGAAGAAGCUAAGAAGAAACAGUGGUGCAUAAACUGCGGAAAAGAGGCGUUAUUUUACUGUUGCUGGAAUACUUCAUACUGUGAUUAUCCUUGUCAGCAGCAACACUGGGCAACUCACAUGAACAAUUGUACUCAAAGUCAGUUUAAUCUACCGAGCACCGCUAUUGCCAACAAGCCAACCGGUGUGGUCAACUGCAGUAAGGCGACAGUGCAGCACAUGACUACGCCAAAGAUCAGCACCGUACAAACUUUAAAUUUGAACGGACGAUCUGGACUGACAAUACAGCCUGCUCAGCAGCAACUUAUUAUCACAUCGACGAGAGGUGGAAACCAACUUGGCAAAGGACAAUCUUUCCAGCGAUUGCGAUGAGUUUUCAGUUCGCCAAAAUCAACGAUCCGAGCGUAAUGCGUCCGAAUAAGUUCGUUCUGUAAAUUGGAUAGAGUUUUAUAUUAUCUGCUGCUGGUACUGAAUCAGCGGAUUCUUUCAAUUGUUACUUUUAAGUUUCCAACAAUACAGCAAAAACAACGGAUUUCGAAUCAGUGAACUAUUCAUUUUUAUUUUGUUAGAGAAAACAAAUCCAACCAAUGAUUUAUGUCACAUUAUGAUUUUCUUCAUUUAUUUCCUCUGCAUAUCAUAAUUUGCUCGCUAAAUUAGUUCUUGUUCAUUUCACCUAUCACUAGCGACGCGCUUGAACAAAGUAUUAAAACUAUGGGUUUGUGUCUUAGCUAUAAAUUAUUGACAGAUUUAUCACUGUUGAUCCCGAAAGCAAAAUUUAAUUUCCCCUUUUGAAAAAACGUUAAUUUCUGCUUUGGGUCGAAAAACGAAUGAAGAGUCGUCGAUCUGAUCUAGAUUACCUGCCAAA
This is a messenger RNA of Sabethes cyaneus, 5444 nucleotides long. Its product is annotated as protein kinase C-binding protein 1-like. The transcript is spliced from 8 exons. Bases 227 to 4951 code for a protein of 1574 amino acids. Lineage: Eukaryota; Metazoa; Arthropoda; Insecta; Diptera; Culicidae. The record is from RefSeq and is a predicted model, not a curated record. Gene Ontology annotation, molecular function: protein binding.